Messenger RNA from Capsella rubella, 2025 nucleotides. Its product is annotated as zinc finger CCCH domain-containing protein 6. Lineage: Eukaryota; Viridiplantae; Streptophyta; Magnoliopsida; Brassicales; Brassicaceae. Gene Ontology annotation, molecular function: metal ion binding. Bases 546 to 1775 code for a protein of 409 amino acids. The transcript is spliced from 6 exons. The record is from RefSeq and is a predicted model, not a curated record.
AAUGACGAUGGUGACCAGAAGAAGAAGCACCCAGAGGAUCUAGGGCUUCUCAAUCGCUUCAAUCUCUCUCUCUCCCCCACCUCGACAGAUUUAGCAUGCAGCUUCAUAAAUUCAUCGUCUUUUCUUCUUAAAUCCUCCAUCCUCCAUUUUUCAAAAGUUUUUCCCGAGAAAAUUAGGGUUUCUCGACAACUUUGGAUGAGAAUGAUGAUGAUUGGUUCAAUCUAAAUAGUUAUAUACUGGAUUGAAUAAAUUAUUGGGGAUUUAAAGGGGAAUUGGACCUUCUUGAAUCAGUUUCCUGGAAAAAAGAAUAUAUUUUUAGAUUGAAAAAGAAGUGAACUAUGCGGGCAUUGCACAAAAGGGUAUCCUGGCCUCCAGAUUUUAAACUUUGUCAGGGGCUUAUCCUGAGAUACGUCCAGUUUCAUCAUGGGAUGGUCAGCCUUAUACAUCUUACUCAUGACAUCAAUGUAGUCAAGUAGUUCAAUGAUGAGCUUGGAGAUGGGUUCGUUGUCCAGCUCGUGUUCUUAUUGAGAAGGGGGAGGAGGAGGAUGCUACAGAGAGGAAUAUCAACAUUUUCCAAGUUAUUUCAUGUACGGCUGUUCAUAUCAGAGGAUUCACCUUCACAAGUUGGAUCAGAGUCUCAAGAUCACCUGCAAGCGAAGUCAUCUUUGGCUUCACAUCUGGGUGAUGAUAAUUUACCACCCGGUUUUGGUGGACCUCUUUCCGCCAAUGAGCCACAGAUUAAGUUAUCAGACAUUGCAGUAAUAAAGUGGAAAUGCUCUGUCCGGAUUUUGCUAGAUGAAGAAUGGAGAGUGGUUGCAGGAGAGGAAAGCAAUGAAGUUGAAGCACAAAAUCAGAGGGAAUUGAGAGUUCUUGAAGCAUUCUAUCCUGGCGCAUCAUCUAUUCCUCCAAACCCUUCGGUUCCAGCUGAUAUUGACAACUCACAUUAUGAUGAUCAGCAAACCAUUGUCAUACCAAUACUACCUGUAGAAGAUGAUGACAUAGCGUUGGAUUCAGCAUCUGAUCUCCCAACCCAAUCUGGCGCGAAUGUGGGAACAGAGCCACCAAUACCCGAUGAGAACACAUCAACUUCUUCGAUCCUCCCUCCAGGGUCAGAUAUAAUGGCGGCAUUAUCUGCAAUCUCAAACAGCAAAGAACAAGGCAGCAGUAUGAUUGACCAAGAUUUGCUUAUUAAGAUCCUAAGCAACCCUAAGUUGGUCGAGAAUCUUGUUGCAAAUCGAGGCAGUGCAGGUUCAGUCUCCUCCAACGCAAGUAGCCUCUACCCAUCUUCAACCCAUGAAGCCAAUGGAGUAGUUACCACAACACCUGCCUCCAAUGGACAAUUUUACCCUCAGCCAAUGGUUACACAAUGUCCUCCCAUGGUGUAUCCUCCUCCAGCUCCGUCAGACCAGCAUAAUUACGGAGCACCACCAGCAAGAGAUGCUAGUUAUUACAAGAACCUGAUUCAGCAACAUGGCGGGGAAAGACAAGAAACGCCACCUGUUCAACAACAUCUCGGUUAUCGUUACAACCUCCAACCUGGAGGACCUAACCCGGAGAUGAUAAAUAGCAAUAUUAAUAACCAGAGGCUAAGGGAUGCAAAACCCAAGAUAAUGAAGCCUUGCAUGUACUUCAACAGCACGAGGGGUUGUCGCCAUGGAUCCAAUUGUUUAUACCAGCACGAUGCUACACCAUACCAGCCGAGGAAUCUAAACAAUGGCAAUAUCAACACUUCUGAGAUGCAGAAUGCAAAAAGAAUGAGAUUUGACAGAGACUAAUGCAGAAUUAGCAUACCACACAUGCUCUAUGCCUCUUGGUUUGAGAGCUUGUUGUUAGCAGCAGAGCAAAUUUUCUCUUUUCUCUUGCCUGGCUUUGCUGCUAUAUAAGUUUUAUAUACUUUGGCAACCAUUUCUUAGUUUUAUGCUACAAAUGUAGAAUUAAUCAGCGAGUAUCAUUUGGCUCACCAUCACAGUAGUAAUUAUACUGUCCCUAGUUUUUUCUUAAGAUUAUUUUCAACAUAUUUAUCUU